Colletotrichum spaethianum is the source of this 1488-nucleotide messenger RNA. RefSeq names its product transcription initiation factor IIA large subunit. Gene Ontology annotation, cellular component: nucleus. The transcript has 4 exons. Gene Ontology annotation, molecular function: zinc ion binding; DNA binding. NCBI's taxonomy places the organism in Eukaryota, Fungi, Ascomycota, Sordariomycetes, Glomerellales, Glomerellaceae. Bases 1 to 1488 code for a protein of 495 amino acids. Gene Ontology annotation, biological process: DNA-templated transcription. The record is from RefSeq and is a predicted model, not a curated record.
AUGACCAAACCCCCAAAGAAGAAGCCCUCAGACCUCUCCAGCAUCCCCAACAUCGCCGACAGGGGCCUCAUUGAGGGCCGCGGCUUCACCUCCCGCGGCUCCGUUGGGUCCAUCGCCUUCUCCUCGUCCACCGGCCUGCUCUCCAACGUGCCCUACUCGCUGCCGACCGCCAGCAACGUAUUUGGCAUCGGCUCCGAGCACCCCUUCGCCAACUACUGGACCUGCGAGGGCGGCCUGCCCGAGGUCAUCUCCGUCCUGCCGGACAAGAUCCAGGCCGACAUACUGCUGGCCCAGUACUUUGAGUGCGUCGACCCGGUCUACCCCAUGAUCCACCGGCAGACCUUUUACGCCGAUUACGAACACUUCUGGAGUCUGAGCCCAGACGAGAAGAACCGCGUCGAUGCCGCCUUCAUUGGUCUCAUCUUUGUCAUGCUGGCGCUGGGGACGCAGUUUGUAACGUCGACGUCCCCCAUGGAUGGGAAGCAGACGGCUGAGUUCUAUGCGUCGGCGAGCAACCAGGCGUUGCGCAUGUUUUCUUACCUGAGCGCUGCUUCACUGCGGUCCAUCCAGGCCAUGGUGUUGUUGACCUACUUUCUCAUCAACGACAACCACGCUUCAGACGGCUGGGCAUUUGCGGGCAUACUAAUACGCCAAGCUUACGCCAUGGGUUUACAUCGCGACCCCAACAUUGUCACCCCUGAAGCCACCAUAUUCGAGAAGCAGCAGCGCCGCAAACUGUGGCAAGCAGUGCUCCUCCAGGACACCUUCCUCACUGUCCUCCUCUCCCUGCCCCCCUCAGCAACGCACACCGACGUUUCCGUCGAGGACCUCCUCGACGACGGCUCGGCCAUCGCCUCGAGCGACCCGACCGACAUCGCCUACAUCCGCGGGUCCUGGACGCUCGCGAACCUCGUCCAGGAGACAAUUUGCUCGGCGCGGUCCCUGGACCUGCCCAUCUGCUCGACGCCGCGGCACAAGUCCAAGCUGCUCUCCGACUUCCGCGCCGUGUACCGCUCGUUUCCAGACAUCUUUCGGUCGUGGGAUCCGGAGAGCCUCACGGUGCUGGCGCGGACCAACAAGCGCGUUGUGCGGCAGACGCUGUUCCUGACGAGUAACUAUCACCACAACAUCAUGCUCGUGCACGCCUCCGAGAGCCCCGACACGCCCGUCAACCUGCGCGGCACGCUCGAGGCUGCGCACGAGGCCAUCACAUCGUUUUUCCUGCUAUUCAACAUUUUUGAGCUCGAGGCGCGUGUGUGGUGGGUCUUUAACCACCGGGCGUUCCUCGAAGCGCUGUGCAUCGGCAGCGUGCUCCGCGAGGCGUCGAAGGAGCCGUCAACGGCGGAGAUGGCGGAGAGGGACCCGUUGUUCGUGCGGGGGAGAGGGGAUAUCGCGCGCAUGGUUCAGAUCAUGGAGUUGAUGGGCGAGGGCGAGCAGGGGUCCGACGUGGCGCGGGCAAGGGUGCAGGUGCUGAAGGACCUCCUCUGA